UCUCCCCCAUCAUCUUCGGUUUGUCGGUUUUUUGUGACGAUGGAGACAAACCCGACGGCACCGCCCACGUCGAGAACGCAUAUCAAGGACGACAACCGUCAUUUGCUCCACCACCACCACGACGCUUUCCCAGCAACCACCAUUCUUGUGGUGGUGAUACCCGUCGUCAUCAUCAUUUUACUCAUCGUAAUCUCUCUUAUCGUGGCAUUGCUCCGCCGCGUAAAGUCUUCGAAGCCGAACGCAAACAGCCAGGACAACACGAAUUGCAUGUUCGUCGCUCAUAGCAUCAUAACGUUCAAUGCGAACCCAGAUGGGAAAAGAGGAUGUUUGUACGGAGGAAACCAAUGCAGCCUACCAUCGGCAACAUUUAAAGGGGUACAAGUGUUCACAUAUAAAGAGCUCGAAUCCGCUACAGACGGGUUCACCCAAGCGAACCUUGUCGGUAAGGGUGGGUUCGGGUCGGUCUACCGUGGGAUGCUACGUGAUGGCACUCUUUCCGCUAUUAAGAUGCUUCAUAGGGAGGGCAAGCAAGCUGAACGAGCUUUUCGAUCAGAGGUGGAUUUACUAAGUCGUUUGCAAUGUCCAUACUUGGUGGACCUGCUUGGAUAUUGUGCUGAUAAUCAGCACAAGCUCCUCGUAUUCGAGUACAUGUCGAAUGGUACUCUUCACAACCAUCUCCACCCGUCGGAUGAUCGAUCUCGCGUAUUGAAUUGGGGUAUCCGGUUGAGAAUUGCCCUCGAUUGCGCAAGAGCGCUCGAGUUCCUCCACGAGCACACCACCCCAUCGGUCAUACACCGUGAUUUUAAAUCUACCAAUAUCUUGUUGGACGAAAACUUUCGUGGAAAAGUCUCUGAUUUUGGGCUGGCCAAGAUCGGAUCCGACAAACAAAACGGGUUGAUCUCGACCCGUGUUUUAGGAACCACUGGAUAUUUGGCACCCGAGUACGCUUCGACUGGAAAGCUUACGACCAAAUCAGAUGUGUAUAGCUACGGUGUUGUUUUGUUAGAGCUCUUAACGGGUCGUGUACCUAUCGACACUAAACGGCCACCUGGAGAGCAUGUCCUCGUCUCUUGGGCUCUUCCAAGGUUAACAAAUAGAGGUGAAGUUGCGAAAAUGGUUGAUCCAAAUCUACAUGGCCAGUUAUCGAGAAAGGAUCUAAUUCAGGUGGCGGCUAUUGCAGCCAUGUGUGUGCAAACCGAAGCUGAUUAUCGGCCUCUAAUGACAGACGUUGUACAAUCGUUGAUUCCUAUAGUACACAAUGUAUCUUCCGGGAGCUCGUCUGGUUCUUUCAGGUUUAGCAAACGAGUAAGCCCUAGAUCUUAGAGAUUGCUCGAAUCUUGAUCUGUAUUGUAGCUAAAAACCAAACUAAAAUAAUCCAACAUAUCCCACUCGGAGGUAAGAGUCUGGUGAGGAUAGUGUGUAUGUAGACUUGUCAUCUAGCCUAAGGAGUAGACCAGUUGUUUCUAUGAACACCAUUUGAAUAGUAGUCGAUAUAUUCAAUUAAA
Molecule: messenger RNA, 1505 nt
Organism: Cynara cardunculus var. scolymus (artichoke)
Lineage: Eukaryota; Viridiplantae; Streptophyta; Magnoliopsida; Asterales; Asteraceae
Product: probable serine/threonine-protein kinase PBL7
Exons: 6
Coding region: 40-1323 (427 amino acids)
Biological process (GO): protein phosphorylation
Molecular function (GO): protein kinase activity; ATP binding
Source: RefSeq, a predicted model, not a curated record